Messenger RNA from Andrographis paniculata, 1321 nucleotides. RefSeq names its product protein MULTIPLE CHLOROPLAST DIVISION SITE 1. Gene Ontology annotation, biological process: chloroplast fission. Lineage: Eukaryota; Viridiplantae; Streptophyta; Magnoliopsida; Lamiales; Acanthaceae. The record is from RefSeq and is a predicted model, not a curated record. The coding region runs from base 95 to 1093 and encodes 332 amino acids. The transcript is spliced from 5 exons. Gene Ontology annotation, cellular component: chloroplast inner membrane; chloroplast.
UAUUCCUCCCCCAAUUUCGGAAGAAUUUUGCCCUAAUUUUAACCAGAAUGAUUUCUCAGUUGCCGCUCCAGCUAUACCUGUAAUAGACCUAAAAAUGGCGUCAAUUUGGACUGUGCGCCUUCAUUCUGCGCCAAUUGUCAAUCUUAGGUCGGAUUCAGGAAUUUUUUUGAAUUGCUGGAAUUGGAACCGAAGAAUUGUGUGCAGAAAGGUUGUGGUGAAAGCAGUAGGUUCUGACGAUGGCAAACGCUUCCAAAACGACGCCGUUGUGAGUGGGAAAUCGGAAAACGCCACGCGGAAGUUAGUUGCUAAAUUUCAUGAAUCGAUUGGCUCCCUCCCUGCAUUUGCCUCAUCGAUUGGGGAGCUUUCUCGAAUUAACAUUACGAUUGGAUUCUGCAUUGUAGCGACAAUUGUCGUUUUAGUGAUUAAAAGACACAAUGCGAGGAAAUCCAAUUAUAACUACCAGGGUUCUGUAGCUGAUCUUGUGCGCCGUGGACAGAUUAGAUCGGAUAGAAGAGGCAUCUCUGCCCCUCUCAAAUACGAAGACCCUUUCAACAACCCGAUGGUAAAGAUGAGCAAGACCAACUCAACCGUCGAGAUGUGUGGAAAAGUUUAUCGCCUGGCGCCAGUGGCGCUUACCGACGAGCUAAAAACCUCACAUCAGAAACGAAGAUCCCGCGCCUAUCAAUGGAAGAGGCCGAAAGUAUUCCUCAAGGAAGGUGAACCCAUACCUCCCGACGUCGACCCCGACACCAUCCGCUGGAUUCCUGCAAAUCACCCUUUUGCGACGACUUCCAGCGAUAUCGACGAAGACUUGGCCCAAAACAACGUGUACCAGAAACACGGCGUACCGUUCCGGAUCAAGGCCGAGCACGAAGCUCUUCAGAGAAAGCUCGAAGCACUUCAAAAUGAGCAAAAACUUGGAAAACUUGUAAUAGAUCCUGCUGCUGCCCGAGACUUCGAGAGGCCUCUGAAGCCACAUAUGAAACCCGAAAGUGAAUUAGACCAUAAUUCGCCUAAUCCUAAACCCGGUCCUAAUCCUCCCGUUUCUGAUCACACGAGUAAUCCGCCAUCGGAGGAGAUCCAAACCCCUUGAGUUUUUUUGUGCGAUAUGGUCGUGAUCGAAGCCCGGAAAAAGCUCGAGUCGAUCGAAAAAGUGCCAAAACUAGAGGUAAGUGUAAUGUAAAUAGCAUUCAGUCGUUUCAUAGAUUGUUUAUAUGUUUUGUUUACAUCUCUUCUCAUAUGUGUUUUUGUUCGAAAUGGGGAUGGACUAUUUGAUCCAAUAUAUUCGUUUUAUUUACAGUCGAUUACUUUUCUAGUUCAA